UUCUGCCUGUGUCAUCUGGGAGCGCGCACGUGUAGCCUACAGUCUACAGACUAUGCUACUUGUCUUUGUCCUAGCCUAGUAGGCUGAAGUAGUGCACUUGGUUUUCUUUAACAGAAGCUAAUAUAUGCAGCUGCCGUGACCAUUUUAAAUUGACGGGGACUGAAUUAUGUGUUUCUUAUUUCCCUGGCAGCAUUUUGAAAGCACCCGCAUCAACGCGCAACGGAGUCCGUUGCUAUACCGCUUGUACCGCGGACAGAUUUCGCUUUGGAUAUAGGCUGCCCGUAGCCAUGCGACGGCACCUCACCAAGAUGCUGUGGGGGAGAAGAAGCUGCUUUGAAACGGGCGGGUUGUUAACCGUGAUGUAGGGGUUUCCUCAGGCUAUAUAGGUUUGGAUUAUGAAGCCUAUGAUAGGCUUGCAGGCGAAUUGAUGUUGCACCGUGAUUUUGACCUCGGUUUUCCUAAAGUGAUCCAUGCUCCUGUGUUUUUGCCAUUAUCAACAUGUCCCCAGCAUCGGCUGCGACCGCCAGUGAAAGCAGCACCACUACGGUUCCGGAGGAGGACGCGGAGAGCUCCCGCGAGGAGCAGCGGCCCCUGAAGCAGUCCCUCACCAAGUCCCUGUGCAGGGAGAGCCACUGGAAAUGCCUGCUGCUGUCCCUGCUGCUGUACGGCUGCGUCGGGGCCAUGGCCUGGUGCCACGUCACCAAGGUCACCCGCCUCUCGUUCGACAGUGCCUACAAGGUCAAGUCCAUGAUGUACCACGAGAGCCCGUGCUCCAACGGCUACAUAUACAUCCCCGUGGCCUUCCUGCUCACGCUCUACGCCGUCUACCUGGUGGAGUGCUGGCACCGCCACGCCCGCGGCCAGCUGCAGCACAGGGCGGACCCGGAGAGCGUCGGGGGGCGGAUCGUGCGCAUGCAGCGGGCCACGCCCUGCAUCUGGUGGAAGGCCAUCAGCUACCACUACGUGAGGCGGACCCGCCAGGUGACGCGCUACCGCAACGGCGACGCCUACACCACCACGCAGGUGUACCAUGAGCGCGUCAACACGCACGUGGCCGAGGCGGAGUUCGACUACGGCGACUGCGGCGUGAAAGACAUCUCGAAGCGCCUGCGGGGCCUGGACAGCUCCCCGCUCACCAAGCUGAGGUUCACAAAGUGCUUUAGCUUCGCCAACGUGGAGUCGGAGAAUUCCUACCUGACCCAGCGGGCCCGCUUCUUCACUGAGAACGAAGGCCUGGACGACUACAUGGAGGCCCGCGAGGGGAUGCACCUGAAGAAUGUAGACUUCAAGGAGCACAUGCUUGCCUUCUCGGACCCGGACCAUCUUCCCUGGUACGCGUCCAACCCGGCGUUCUGGGCCGCCGCCGCGCUCACCCUCUCCUGGCCGCUGCGCGUGCUGACGGAGUACCGCACGGCCUACGUCCACUACCACGUGGAGAAGCUGUUCGGCUUCGACUACGUGCCGGCCACGCCCUCCGAGGAGCGGCCCUACUGCCGCCACAUCCCCCGCGUCAACACCGUGGACAGCACGGAGCUGGAGUGGCACAUCCGCUCCAACCAGCAGCUGGUGCCCAGCUACUCGGAGGCCGUCCUCAUGGACCUGGCUCAGGUGUCGUCGGGCGGGCGCGGCAGCGGCAACACCUACUCUGUGUGCGGCGGCUACGGCGGCUACCGGCAGAACUGCGAGCGCUGCCACCGCACCAUCAGCAACUCGUCCAUCUUCUCGCGCAGCGCCCUGAGCAUCUGCAACGGCACGAGCCCGCGCAUCCCCUUCAGCGCCAGCCGCUUCUCGCUGUCGCGGCUGUACGGCUCGCGGCGCAGUUGCCUGUGGCGGAGCAGCGGCAGCCUGAACGAGACGUCGUGCCCCACCGAGAGUACCCACUGCCUGACGCCGUCGGGCCAGCCGACCGGCGAGGAGAACCCGCCGGACUACCAGGACGCGCUCUACUUCCCGGUGCUCAUCGUGCACCGCAACGGGGGCUGCCUGAACCACUCCCUCCACCGGAACGGCUCCUGUCUGGAGACCUCCCUAUGACCCCGUGCCAGACCGCCCUAUGACCCCGUGCCAGACCGCCCUAUGACCCAGUGCCAGACCGCCCGCUCACACCCGGUCCUGGACGAGGAAUGUAUUGCACCGUCCUUCCCCUGCGAGGACGAUGACUUGACGUCGCUGAAAGCUAAUAUGUAUCAGUUGUCUCCGUUAGACCACAGAGCAUGACACAUUAGCGGCACCCUGGUGCCCUUCAGGCCUGUACCAACACUGCUGUCGACUGGAUGCACACACGGCCCUGGAUUAGACGCACGCCAUCGGCACUGCAUUUCAAGACCAUCUCAAACUAAUGUCCUUCAGUGGUAUGUUCUUCCUAAGUACAAGACAACGUGCUGCCUACAGCUACCGCCAAGCACAAACAAGCGACAUUCCCAGGACAAAAUCCGACAGUCUGAGAUGAAUUGUGUCUGAGAGAACAUGUUAAGCACAGCUGUUCUGGACCAAUCACAAUGAUCUGUUCAUAUCAGUUUGAGUUUCUGUAACCAAAGUUUCACGCUAGCUUUCACACUAUCUAUAAAUAGAGAUGAUAAAUAAGCAAGGUAACCUAACAGGCAUACUGCCUAAGAAUAAUGUCCACCUUAAAUCAUGAUGCACUUUGUUCUGGUCAAAACCAGGCAGCACAGAACUUUAGAUGUCUUGUGACUGAAAACCCCAACACAACUUAGCAGUUGAGGCUUCCUCUUGAUAAGAUGGUGUAGAAGUACAAAAUAAUCAAGACCUAAAUAAACAAAAAUAAAGACCUAAAUAAAUUCUCUUUACCUGGUCAUUUAGAUCUUAACUAGGAACUUUCCUCUCCUGGUGAACACAGUCAAGUCCUGGGGAACACUGGAGACUUACUCCAAGUAAGUCCACUGAGCCUAGAAGAAACAACUAAUUUGGCUCCCAAAGGGCUCUUUGGUCCAUUAGCUUCAAAUUAAAAAGGGAGAACCAAUAGAAAAUGAUAAAUAAUGAACAUAGGCUACCUAAUGUAAGGUAAUGUCUGAGUGGUAAAAACUGACAAGGGGCAAGUCAAGUUACUGCAAACACAAAUCCCUGGAUUCCAACCCACAACCCUCUCUCAAAUCCCUGGAUUCCAACCCACAACCCUCUCUCAAAUCCCUGGAUUCCAACCCACAACCCUCUCUCAAAUCCCUGGAUUCCAACCCACAACCCUCUCUCAAAUCCCCAGAUUCCAACCCACAACCCUCUCUCAAAUCCCAAGAUUCCAACCCACAACCCUCUCUCAAAUCCCUGGAUUACAACCCACAACCCUCUCUCAAAUCCCAAGAUUCCAACCCACAACCCUCUCUCAAAUCCCUGGAUUCCAACACACAACCCCCUCUCAGCUGAACUGGCAAUGCAUAAUAAAGGAAACUGGAACGUCCUGUCAAUUCAUAUGAAAAACAGAGCACUUGUUUUCCGUAGCAUUUCAUUCUCCUAGUGUAAAAAUGCCUCAAGUGAAGGUGUAUUUGUUGUUUUUUGAGGCCAUUGCGUUUAAAGAGAUCUUUUUACGGAAACAAAUGUUCUUUCAUUAUGAUGACAUCUGAUACAGCAGUUGUACCAUCCAGUUAACAAGCAGCAGGAGUCAGAUAGCACAGGAUGCAGUAACAGUUCUACUUCCUGACACUCUAAAUAUAGUAACAUAGAUCCAUGAAUAACUUAGUAUAGCACGAUUAAAGACCACAAGUACUUUAAGCUGAUAAGAGAAGUCUUACAUUGGAACAUGUGCCAUGCAGUCCACAUUCCUUUGAGUGUCCGAUGAACACAUUAAAACGACAACAACAAUGUGAUUAUAUGAUGUCUCUUCAGCUGUCAACAGGGAGUCUUCUAUUUUCAAUUACCAUUCAAUGAUUAUUAAGAAACAAUAAUUUCCUUUCAGCUACCUCCUAAUUCUUAAACUAUUUUAAGUGCCUGGAUGUUGGCGCUUUAAAACUUCAGCUUGGCACAAAAGACACACCUGAACAAACGCAGCAAUGACCCACCAUCCAAAUGACUAGAAAUGCAAAGGCAGGGUUCGAUCAACUCAAGUUCGACCGCAUGUUUUCUACACAGUAUUGUUUUAACGUCAUUCCAAGGUUUCAGGGGCUCCUGAUGAGACUUUUAAGUGCCCGCCACCGAUCAGAUAACUUGGAGAUGUGCUCUGCUGUCGAGGGAAGCAGGCAGACCAGACCACCGCGCGCUGCAUCUGACCUGAUGCCUAUCAGAAACAGCCAGACACCCAAAAUAGGCAGAGGCCUGUGUUCAAACGGCGCCAGUGUCAGCCCUAAUUAUAGACCGGUAGGAUUUCUGUAGGUCUAAUCACAAAACAGACAUGUGGUAAUGGCUAAUUUCCAUUUGAAAAUGUUUCAAGGCAAGUCCAGGUGGAAAAUACACAUUCUUAUGACCUUGCAAGAGACAUUUAAAUAAUAUUAAGAUACAAGUCGAUAAGUUUUAGUUUAGCCAGUUUUGCGGACAUCGUUUAAGCCUAGUCCAGGACUAGGAGAUUCUCAUUGAUCUUCACAAAAGGGUGUUGAGGUCAUUGAUUGAAACCCCCUCCCCCAGUCUCUUGAAACACACACACUUUGUAAAUAUCUGGAGACGUUUUCGCAGGUACCAUAUCACCAAAAGGGCUUUGCUGCUUUGAUCAAACUAAAGCUAACCUAAAAAGCCGGAGACACUGGGGCCCAGGAACAGAGGCAGGCUGACAGCCAUUCAGUCACGUCUGGCCCAAAGGCCCUGGCCAGUUAAUAGAAAAGCACCCUGAUUAAUCCCGGGUCUGGAUGCUGACAGGGCUCGGUAAUCUAUGCCCGGGGAGCUGUGCCGGCAAAUUACAAAUCUUUAUUAGAUCUAUACACACAAAGUGAUAAAUAGGCCUUUUUCAUUCACAUGUACUAUACUGACAUCAGCCUCUCACAGCCACUUGCCCACUAGCCCAAGGUAUGAGAGGCAUUAUCAGUCGGUACGUUGUGGUGAUUGGUGAUACCACAAAGAUAAAACUCAGACCUAUUUGGUGAACUCUGGUGAUCAUCUCAUGGGCAAAUUACUGAGCUGUAAUUGAUAAUGUAUAGGUAUUUUGUACUAAUACUUGGCGCUGCCACUGAUAAAGGGACAAGACCCAGCAUUAUGUGUGACUGGAACAUUUCAGCAUUAAAGAAAAAAAUAUACAAAAUAAGCAUGAAUCUAAUUGAUUACUCCACCAAAACAGAGCAUAAGGGCAUGACAUUUAUUCUAUCAAUGUCUUUUUUCUUUAAAUAAUCCACAAGCAUGUUAUUUUCGAAUGCUUCCACAUUGAUUUAACCUUUUAUUGUUGAACGUAGGUACUUCCUGCCUUUACAACUCUAGUUGCCACUGGCCUUUUUAAUUACGGAACUAGACAUUUCUCACAACAUCAAACCAAGCGUCUCUAACAAUUUCUAUGAAAUGAGUUGCUGUGAACAAGCAAAACAGAGCAGAAAAAUUAAAAGAUUAUUGAUUAGCAUUUGGUGUAAAGUGUCCAAGUCUUGUGUGUUUUGGUUUCAAUAAAUUGCAUAUCUAUAUUUUGCUGGACAUCAUACAUGUUUUCAAACUUCCAGAAAUAAACAGCAAAGGCUAUCUAGGAGAAAGUUCAGAUAGAAAUCCCAUUGGUCAAAAAUAUAGAUCUGGCCGUGGUCCGUCUAUCCUAAGAACACCUAUGCAACCCCCAAAACCAACUCAGGAGUGUAGUACGGACAUCUGCAGUGCUGUGAAAUGCAUUCUAAACGCUGAAUGUUUUCAGAUCUUCAACCAAAAUCUAAUAUUAAAUUGAGGGCACUUGAGUGACCAAAUACAACAAGAAUUGUACACUUAAUUCAUUUUAUUUAAUGAAAAAUGCCACGCAUAUAACAGAAUUUUACUAGCCCACACACUCAAUAAUUGGUUGGACGACCGCAAUCAAACACUUCCUAUUGUGAUGGCUGAUCAGUCUCUCAAAUCACUUUGGAAGAGUUUUGGCCCACUCUUCCUACUGUAUCUCAGUGACACUUGUAGGUUUUUCAGCAAAAACUGUUCAUUUCAAAUCCUGCCACACUUAGCAAGGGUUAGGUCUUGACUUAGGUCAAUGACCAGAUCAUUCCAACAUGUAAUACAUACCUUUGAAUUUGUCCUGAUGUAGACGUGCUGUGUGUUUUGGAUUACUGUCUUGCUGUGGCUUCCUUGUCCCAUUGACAAAACCAAGAACAUUUGAAAGGGGACAAAUACUGUUUCACGGCACUGUGCAGAAGACGCAUCAUAUGUUCUAUCACAAGCACUUCACUUAUUCUCUUUGCCAGCUGAUUGGACUGUUGGUCUAUUCGACUGCCUCCUGAUUAGAUGGUUGGACUAUUUGACUGCCUGCUGAUUGGACUGUUGGACUAUUUUACUGCCUGCAAAUUGGACUGUUGAUAUAUUUCGACUGACACCUGAUUAGACUGUUGGACAAUUUGACUGUCUCCUGAUUGGACGGUUGGACUAUUUGACUGCCUGCUGAUUGGACUGUUGGACUAUUUUACUGCCUGCAGAUUGGACUGUUGAUAUAUUUCGACUGACACCUGAUUAGACUGUUGGACAAUUUGACUGUCUCCUGAUUGGACUGUUGGUCUAUUUGACUGCCCUGCUGAUUAGACUGUUGUACUAUUCAACUGCCUCCUGAUUAAACGGUUGGACUAUUUGACUGCCUGCUGAUUGGACUGUUGUCUAUUUAACUUCCUGCCGAUUGGACUGUGGGACUAUUUAACUUCCUGCUGAUUGGACUGGGGGUCUAUUUAACUUCCUGCUGAUUGGACUGUAAUUUCACUCAAGCCCUCUGCAUUUCUAAAGUGUUGGAGAGGUUGACAGUGUCAAUCAGCUGAAACUAAUUGUGUCCCAUAUGGGUUUUAAUUGAGGAUGUGUGGAGCAGGAUGACCAGGCUUCUGUAACAGAUCAUGGAAGGAAGGUGACUUCAGUUCAGGGGUCAGACACAUUACCGGAGGUUCAGUCACAGGAGGCCCCCAUUUUCAUUAGAAGACUUUCAGAGUAUUGAGGCGAGUUGUUUAUUUAGAUUAUUGUGUCUGUUAGUCUGACGUUUGAAACAGCCGACAGUGAAAGCGAUUACAGACCCAAUAGUCCAUCGCUCACUGUUCGGCCUCUAACUAGUUUGGUUUAUUUAUAAUAAAAACCAUCCGAUGGAUUCACUGUGCUAUGUAGUUGUGUACUAUAAAGACUGUUUACUAAAGCUAUGUUUAUUAACCAGUAAACAAUAAACAGUAUACAACAGUCAACGAAAGUUAUUCAACUUUGUUAUUAGUGACAGGAAAUUGUUUGCCCACCACAGACUGUUAACUUAACCCUUUAUCAUAAUAUAAAAUAGAAGUAGAACAGUAAAACUCUUUCAACUCCCAGGUGUCCCUGUAUGGAAAUUUAUGCAUUUUUAAAAAUUUCACAACCCAAAAUGAAACCUUUAUCAUGUACAAAGCUGAGUUACACGUUGUAAUGCUGUAUGUAGUAUGUACCAAGGUUAUUAUAGUGAACAUGCAACUAACGCUCAUACCAACAUAACUCUGUAGAGAUAUUGACAGAUUGUAAUUUACCACACUGACCUGCCUUAUGCAGUGAUAAAGAUAAAUGCCUUCUAGCUUCCCAUGCAGUUUCUUCCCCCUAAUACUAAAACUAAUACUUAAACUAAAUAAUAUAAAAACAAACUUAUAACUGAAUGAAAACAAGCAAAUCGGGUCUGUACACUAACUGAAAUAAAAUUUAAAGAAAAUUGUACUCGAAUAAACACAUAAAAUAUAAAACAACUAAACUACAAUAACCUUGGAAAGUACUCUAAGACCAAGAAUGCUUUUGGGGACAUUUUCAUACUGUUGUGUACAGAAUGUUGUGGCUUUAUUAAAGGACUCCAGUGUAAAUAAUA
Esox lucius (northern pike) is the source of this 7894-nucleotide messenger RNA. It is a transcript of the gene tmem151ba, whose product is annotated as transmembrane protein 151Ba. The transcript is spliced from 2 exons. The record is from RefSeq and is a predicted model, not a curated record. Lineage: Eukaryota; Metazoa; Chordata; Actinopteri; Esociformes; Esocidae. The coding region runs from base 499 to 2034 and encodes 511 amino acids.